CACUUCCACUCGCCCUCACGCGUCCAUCAAUCUUGAAUCAAUGUGCAGGUUUUUCUUCAUUGCACGGUACUGUCCAUCAGUUCCAUCCAAAAUCCCAGAAAUCUCAGACCAAGUAACCACUAAGCCUCAGAAAAAUGGAAACGCAAGAGGUUCGAGAAAUGAGAUCAGAGAAAGCAGAAGACAGGGAAAGAAACGGUGAGAAAAAACCAGAAAAAGGGAAGGAGAAGGAGAAGGAGGGCGUACCUCCAUUGAAGGCUCUGAAUCACGUGUCGAGGGUCUGCAGGGACGUGAAGGAAUCGAUAGAGUUCUACACGAAGGUGCUAGGGUUUGUGGAGAUCGAGAGGCCUCAAGUUCUGGAUUUUGAAGGAGCUUGGUUGUUUAAUUAUGGAGUUGGCAUCCACUUAGUUCAGUGCCAUGAUGAUCACAAGUUGCCUUCCGAUACUCAACACUUGGAUCCCCAGGACAAUCAUAUCUCUUUUCAGUGUGAGGACAUGGAAGGAAUGGAAGAGAGGUUGAAGAAGAUGAAUGUGAAGUACAUGAAGAAGACGAUGGAAGCAGAAGACGGGACAGUGAUGGAUCAGAUAUUCUUCAACGACCCUGAUGGAUUCAUGGUCGAGCUCUGCAACUGUGAGGAUCUCAAGCUUGUUCCUUCUUCUCCUACUUCUCUCCCCAGGAUCAAGCUUCCCUCCCAUCACCACUCUCCUCCCGUCGAAACCAGCCACGCCGCCACCCGCCGCCAUGAAAAACUGUGAUUGAUCACUCUCAGCUUUUCUCUUGUUCAUUCAUUUUCAUUUCAUAUUUUAAUCUGUUUCUUUGUUCUAUUAAUUGUGUCUGUAUGGUUCUUUUUCGUAUAUUGCUAUCUACUUCAAAAAGAUGGAGAAAUGGGGAGAAACGAGCUGAUUUUCAGGAAUAUAUGUUUUGUCUGUCUCUGAGGAUGCGCACGUACUGGAUAAAUUUUUACUGUAUUCUGUUCAAUUUAUAAACGAAAGGGGAAAAAGAAAAAGCAAAAUUCAUUUCUGUCAUUUUUGAGGU
This is a messenger RNA of Prosopis cineraria, 1032 nucleotides long. Its product is annotated as glyoxylase I 4-like. The record is from RefSeq and is a predicted model, not a curated record. Lineage: Eukaryota; Viridiplantae; Streptophyta; Magnoliopsida; Fabales; Fabaceae. The coding region runs from base 135 to 752 and encodes 205 amino acids. The transcript has a single exon.